GUAUACACAACUUCAAUUUGUCUUCCCUGCUUAGCAUUUAUAUUAAGCCUUAUGAUCUAUUGCAGCAACUUUUAUUAGUUAUCAACUGAUAAAAGAAUUUCUUGAUAAACAAUAGUACAACUCCUGCUCUACUGCUUAAACUUUGUCAUCUGUGUGCAGAUUUCUCUUCUCUUAUAGGCUAAAUGGCAGCAGAACCAGUUAAUGUGAAUGAGUUCCAAAUUCUGGCUAAGCAAGUCCUUCCAAAGAUGUAUUAUGACUACUACACCGGGGGGGCAGAGGAUCAGCAUACACUAAAAGAGAAUGAGGAAGCAUUUAAAAGAAUCACGUUUCGACCUAGAAUUCUCGUGGGUGUUAGUAGCAUAGAAAUGUCUACUACUAUAUUGGGUUACACUGUCUCAGCACCUAUUAUGAUAGCACCAACAGCUAUGCAUAAGCUAGCACAUCCUGAAGGAGAGGUUGCUACCGCUAGAGCAGCAGCUGCAUCAGACACCAUAAUGGUUGUAUCCUCCUCUGCUAGCUGCAGUCUGAAGGAGGUUGCUGCUAGCUGCAAUGCUGUCCGGUUCUUUCAAUUAUAUGUGUAUAAAAGACGUGAUAUGGCUACUAUAUUAGUGCAGAGAGCUGAAUGCAAUGGAUAUAAAGCAAUUAUCUUAACAGCUGACAGUCCAAGGUUCGGUCGAAGGGAAGCAGACAUAAAGAAUAAGAUGAUUGUACCACAGCGGAAGAAUGUGGAGGUUUUCUUACCACCCAAAGUUGUGCCUGAAAACGGUUCAGGCUAUGAAGCUUAUGCCAAUCAACACAUUGAUUCUUCCUUGUGUUGGAAGGAUAUAGAGUGGUUAAAAUCUAUUACAAAUUUGCCAAUUUUGAUCAAGGGUGUGCUCACACGUGAAGAUGCCGUGAAGGCCAUGGAAAUAGGUGUUGCAGGAAUUAUUGUCUCCAACCACGGAGCUCGCCAGCUAGAUUAUACACCUGCCACUAUUUCUGUCUUGGAGGAGGUUGUUCAAGCUGUUGGAGAGAAAGUUCCAGUUCUCCUUGAUGGAGGAAUUCGGCGGGGAACUGAUGUGUUCAAGGCAUUAGCACUUGGUGCACAAGCAGUCCUAGUUGGGAGGCCUGUUAUAUACGGGUUGGCCGUGAAGGGAGAAGACGGAGUGAGACAAGUGAUGAAAAUGCUGAAGGAUGAGCUUGAGAUCACCAUGGCCCUUUCUGGCUGUGCUACUCUGAAAGAUAUUACCAGAAGCCAUGUAAGGACAGAGCGCGAAAGACUCCACUCUAUGCUCUAAUGUUUGUCAGAAUUUAUUGGAAAAUAACCUCCAUAUUCAACUGGGACUAGCACCAUGUCAGCUGGUAUGCUAAAUAUAGACCCAAUAAAGCUCGCCCAUAUUUAAAAUAAAGUAUUGCCCAGCUAUGGUAUUUGUUGGUGCCAAUUGGCAUCCUAAAGGUCUCAUAUGGCAUCUAUGUAACAAUUUAUGUUCUUAAUCCUCUUAUACAUCCAUUUAAACUUUUUUUCUUUUCU
Molecule: messenger RNA, 1510 nt
Organism: Ricinus communis (castor bean)
Lineage: Eukaryota; Viridiplantae; Streptophyta; Magnoliopsida; Malpighiales; Euphorbiaceae
Product: peroxisomal (S)-2-hydroxyacid oxidase GLO4
Exons: 12
Coding region: 183-1277 (364 amino acids)
Molecular function (GO): oxidoreductase activity; FMN binding
Source: RefSeq, a predicted model, not a curated record